AUGGCUGCCCUUGGCAGCGAAUACGAGGAUAAAGUGUGGAGGUGGCUAGUCCUUGGCCUUGAGAACACUCGCGACGAGUUGGCUAAGGCGAUCAGCGAAAACUAUUCCAAACUGCUUCACCUGGCAAGUGAUUUCCAGGACAUGGGGAAAAAAAUGACCGACGACUUUCAACAAAAUCAAAUGUGUUCUGCUCAAGAAUUGACAGCUGGUGUAAUUGAGGAACACACAUAUGAGGGGAAGACAAAAGACAGAUCAAGACCAUCCGGAAAGUCUUUGUCUCCUUUUGGAAUGUCAAGUUCUACUGGAGAGGAGAAGAAGUUCUUCAAGUCUCGGUCAAAUUCUGGAAGUACACAGUUACCAGAACACUCAUGCCCUGUUCCAGUCACCACCAUUAGUGAAUCAAGUCAAAAUGAGGAUCCAUAUACAUUUGUCAGCAGCCAAAGGAGUCCUAAGAAGCGUACUCGAAGAUCUCAAGCCCGAGGAGGAGCAACAAAAGGACGUGGUUCUCACUCUAAACCUGGUGCUAGCAGCCGUGGACAAAAGUCCUUAUCCUCACAUGAUGAGAAGCUGGCUGUUCCAUUGACUGUACUGAGGAAGCAUAAAGAUACCUUUGAUGAACUCAUGGAAGGAAUUCAACAUUGUCCUACCUCAACAUAUAAGCAGCAAAAUGGGAUAGUACCUAGUGCCAAGAUAUGGUCAUCACCUGAUGAUUCAUUAGAUGCAGAUUCCCCUCCCUCAGAAGAACUAGGAAGUUUGUUUGUUAGCCCCACACCAGCCCGCAUGGCACUAUCUAGUAGUGGUACUGGAGAGGAGGACCAUAUUGGUCCAGAUCCUGAUUUGGGUUCCAAAGACAAGAAGUCUAAGAAAGGGUUACAAAAAAAGCCAGCUGCAAUUCGUCGCUCAGGUCGACAGAAGAAAGAAGUUUCCUCAAAUGAUGAUGGAGCUCUGGAGAGUAUCAACUGCCUGUUUGGUGACAUUGAACAGAAUGCUCUCAACAGGGAAAAGAAAAAGGAUUUUCAAUCCCCAACUUUGAUUUCAUACUCUGAUAAAAAAAGGAAGGUUGAAGCCUCUCUAGAUGAAAGUAAGAUGUCUCUGUCCAAUCUAGAAGAAUCUUCUGAAGAAUCACCAGGAAAACAUCCUGGUAGGAGAGUCAGCUUUAAAGUUCCUGAAGUUGAAUAUCAGCCUGAGUCUGAAAGUGAGAAAGAAACAUCUCAGGAGGGUGUUAGAAGUGCAGGGUCUUCAUCUCAUAGCAAUGCUCUAGAUGAUGUCGGGCUUCUAGCUGCAAAUGCUGGAUGUCAGCCCAUUGGCAAAAUUCCAGAAGAUGUACCACCAAAGGUUUCUGAGAACACCAGCACUCAAUCCUUAAACUUGAUUUCAAAGAAAUCUAUUUUGUUUGCAGACAAAACAAAAAAGAUGCAAACACAUUCCUUGGAUAGGCUUCAGAACUUUGAAAAGCCUGGCUCAACCAGCAAGCAGAAGAAAAAUACUAUUGGAGACAGAUCUCCUGGCUGGUCUCGUCUUCCUUCCCUGAUGAAAGAUUUUGAAAGCAAGCAAAAGAAGUCACCAUCAUUGGAUGUCCAGCAUCGAGUUACUCCCCAGAAGCAAGACAAGAGUGAAUGCAUGAAGGAUUUAGGCCCUCACUGUCAUGUUCAAGAAGCAUCAAGUGACUGUCUAGUAGAGGAUCCCUCUCAAAUCAUAGAGACUAUCUCUUCAGCAGUUCCAAUAUCUGUUCAUCAUAAAAAAGACCCUAGGGGGGGAGUUCAAGAAGGAAAUGAAAGGCUGGACCAAUCCAGUGGUCAGUCUUCCAAUUCUUAUGACUCUGAAUCUGCUCCAGCAAAAUCAGUCUACAGUCAUUCCUCUAAAGUUCAAACACCUGCAUCCAAGUAUAUUGAAAAUGUGAAAACAUCUCGACACACAUUUGCCUUGGAUGCAGAAACACAAGAUUUGGAUGAUCUGAUUCUCUCUCAUGCCAGUUCUACCAUGGAUCUAGUAGAGGGAUUGGCUAGCCCAAGGCAGGCUUCAUUCUCUGUUGGUGUUUCACCUACAUCUCCCAUAAAUCUGCAUGAUAACCCCUCUCCUGUGAAAAAAACUCAAAAAAGGGCUAGUGCACAAGCUGCAAGAUCUGCUAAACAACUGAGUAAUGAUGUCUCAUCCUGUGAAACUAAUUCUUCAUCACCUGAACAUGAAGUCCCUUUUGCUAGUCGCUCAUUGAGGAGGUCAUCAUUGCAGAAGUGGUUGACAUCACCAAAGUCAGAUGUCUCUAAAUCUGCUACUAUCAAGGAAUCACCUAAGGGGAGACAUGCUUUGAGCAAUCUUGAAGCUCGCCAGAGUGGGGUAAGGAAGAGAAAGAGUUCUGGAACACCAGAAGCAGAAGCUGAGAAGAGUGGUGUAAAGAAGCACAAGUACUCUAGAACCCCUGAAAUGCAAACAGAAACUAGCAUGCAGUCUAGCCCUUCAAGGUCUCCCCCUCCACCUCCGUCACUUCUUCAUUUUGAUCAAGCUAUCCAGUGCUCUCCUGUGAAAGUUCUGCAUUUUGAUCAAGCUACUCAAUGUACUCCUCCAAGAAGUUUUGAUCAAGGGAUGCAGACAUCACCUCCUCCAUGUCUUUGUUUUGAUAUGAUGGUUCAAACUUCUCCUUACCCCCCCCACAACAUUGGUAUUCAGGCGACUCCAAGUGUUACCAAUAGCAGCAUACAAUAUUCUCCUCUGGUUACUCGAGUUAUGGGAAUCCAAACAUCUCCUUCCAUGGAGGAACGUGUUUGCAUUUCACUGGAACAGCUUCCAACAAAGAGACCUGAAGUGAAUGUUUCUGGUCAAGUCACACCAACUGAAGUCAUUAGUCAGGCAAUACAGACUUCUAUCCCAAGUCAAGACAUGGCACCACAAGCCAUCAGCCAGGCAAUACAGACUUCCAUCCCAAGUCAAGACAUGGCACCACAAGCCAUCAGCCAGGCAAUACAGACUUCCAUCCCAAGUCAAGACAUGACUGACGAUAAUGAAAAUCCUCCAGAAACUCAUCCCCAGAAUAUGGAAGAAACUCAAGUUUCAAGACUUCGAUCUGUACGAAAGACUCUUGUGUUUUCUACUGAGCAACAGAAACAGGCAGCUGUGACCUUGCCUGAAAAUUUCUCACAAGCAAGCACCCUGAGUGGAGUUCAUGCUCUCUCUGCAGAUUCCAAUGGUAUGCCAUUGUCAGCAUGGACCUUGGAAGAAGUCCUGGGGGCUUGGGAACCUCCAGAAAGCAAUAGUCGAGUUUCCAAGGUCGAGGAACUGCAUUCUGAGGAACCUGAUGUUAUCGAGGCUUCUCAGAAAUGUAAAUCACCUGACCUACCAAAGAAGGGGUCAUUAAAGGAUGCUGACACAGUAUUUAUCUCUGAGACACAUCCUAGCUCUGACACUGAAGAAGCAAUGCUGAAUGACAGCAUGCCAGCCCUAAUGCGGCAGCACUCUGUGAAACCCACAGAUAUGGCACAUUCUCCAGACUUCUUUCAAGAGCCUCCCACUGUCAGCAUCAAAAUGGAUUAUGAUAUGUUUCAAGAUGAUGUGGAAGAAGUAGAUGAGGAGCAAGUAUCCAAAAAACCAUCUGUGUCAGAUUCAAAGGAUUUCUUUAAAACUCCAACUCAGGCACCACCUAGAUCUCAAUCAAAGCAAGUGGACUUAUUCCUCAGUCUUCUUUUUAAGAAUUUUAUUUUCAGCAUCUGUGCUGACAGAAAUUUCAGGGGUCCUUUAUUUCCCUACAGGGAGAAUGAGAGAAAGCUGGUGUUCCUCUGCUCCUUAUUGCAAGGAGAAGCCAUGCAAGCAGUUGUAAAGUUUGCAAAAAUAAUAGGAGCUGAUAUUCUGAAUCGUUUUGAGCAACGGGUGACUCAUGUGAUUGUGCAUCAAGACCCAAAGGAAAGUGUUGCCCAGAUCACUUUGAAAUUUCUCAUGGGUGUUGCACAUCGAAAAUGGAUUGUCUGGUUCUCAUGGGUUGAAGAGUCUCUGAAGGCAGGGAAAAGCUUACCUGAGGAGAAUUUUGAGGCCUCACAUGCUGAAGGUGAGAUGGGUCCCUACCGAGCUCGGGUGGGGUAUCCUCUUCCAUUGCGGAAUGUCCAGAUAAGUGUUGUGGAACCUCUGGAAAAUAUAUCACGGCAGGCCAUGGAGGAAUUGAUCACAGUGUGUGGAGGCUUGGUGGUAUCAAGCCCAAAGAAUUUUGUCUCUGGACCUCAGAUUGCUGUUGUUCUUUGCCUUUACACUGCUGAUAUAAACUUUCAAGGAUUGUCUGAAGAAUAUCCACAUGCUUUGAUUCUUGAUCAGCAGUGGGUUUUGGAAACUGUUGCAUCUUAUCGCAUCCUUCCAAUUGAGGACUAUGUAUUAUAUCCUGGAUUGAUGGAUAGGAUUGCCUCCAUGGAUCUCCCAAGUGAAUACCUCAAUGACAGUUAUUUUGUGCUUGUGAUAUUCAUCUGCAUCGUGGAACUUGUUGCUGUGACCUUGGCCCUUGUUUACCAAGAGGGUGUUCAUGAUGGUUUGCGAGCUGAACUCAAGGAAGGAAUUAAAUUCCAUUACAAUACAACAACUCAGCAUACUUUUGAUGAGCUUUGGGACCGUCUCCAAACACAGUUUGGGUGUUGUGGUGUGGAUUCAUAUGAGGAUUGGUAUGGUAUUCAUGCAUGGCCAACAAAAAGCCAGGUUCCACCCUCCUGUUGCACACCAGAGGCACUCCAGGAUUAUGGACCCAAUAAUUGUGCAGUAUCAGCUGAACCAGGGCACUUCCACACUAGUGGCUGCUAUGAGAGGUUGAAGGACUGGCUCAUGGAACGGGUUCAUAUUGUUACCAUUAUGGGUGUCUUCUUGGCUGCACUUCAGGGUCUGUGGAAUAUCAUGAGUGCUGGCAUUCCAACAAAUUUUGGGCAUCAACACUGUGAAAAAGAGAAAAAAAUGGGCUCCAGUCAACACUACCAGCUGAAAUGGAACAACCACCACGCUAACCUGUCGAGCGUCUUUGACCAGCUCCUUCAGGUGGAGGCGUUCACUGAUGUAACAAUUGCUUGUGAUGGAGCAUCCCUCAAAUGUCAUAAAAUGGUGCUGGCAGCCUGCUCCCCAUACUUUCAGAAGUUGUUCCUCGACAAUCCCUGCCAGCAUCCAAUCGUGGUGCUGAAGGACAUCAAAUAUCAAGUGUUCCGUUACUUGUUGGAUUUCAUGUACAAAGGAGAAGUGAACAUAUCUCAGGAUGAUUUCCUCUCAUUGAUGAAAGUCGCCAAAACGCUCAAAAUCAAAGGGCUGGUGGAAUCCGACGAAUGUCCAAUGUCAACCCCUACCUCCAGCUGGCUGGGAAGUGGGGGUGCUUCCAAGGAGCUGACCUCAUCACCUGCCAGUCCUCCCAUCCCUGUACCUGAGUCUACUCUCAAAGUCCCCCCCAUUCCCUUGAGCCUUCCCAAUGGGCCAACCAAUGACCCUCGAAGCUCUCUCCUCCUCCAGAAUCUUUGCAUUCCUCGGUUUGGCUGCGAAUCCCCACACUCUCCCAGUGAUCUAAGCAGACACCAACGCAAUCCUACUUCACAACACCCCAUAUUACGAACAGCCCUCGGAACUCAGGGGCUCCCAACAAAUGGAGAAAAUGGAAGUCCUCUCAAUGAGGAAGAGGAUGAUGACAUGGGAGCCAAUAGUUACAAUGCUCAAGAAAGUUCUCAGAGUGAGAUGGUCAGUGCCUCUGAAGAUUCCUUGUCCAGGGACAUAUUUUCAUCACCUCAGGGACAUCCUUUAGAACUCCUUUCUACUUCUAUCCCCAUGGAUCGUUUUCAAGUGCCAUCAUCUUUGCAGUACACUCCAAUCCUUCCUAAGUCUGGUCCAUCAAAAUCACAUUCAAAUUCAUCUCGUAAAGGAAAUAGCUCAACACCCCGAGAGUGGAAGCGAUAUAAGCUAUAUGAUCGAGCCGAUUUGCAACGAGCCAUCGAUGUGGUCAAAUCAGGGAUGAGUGCAACUGCAGCUGCAAAGAUUUACGGGAUUCCCUCUCGAACUUUGUACGCCAAGAUCAAGAAGCUUGGGAUCCCAACGGCGCCGAGGAAGUCCUUUGGCCGUAUGGUGCUCAAUGCUCGACAGCUCGCAGAGGCCCGUGGAGGAGUGAAGGCAGAAACCGAGAAUGGGGUUUCCAUCAAGGCUGAGUUCCCUGAUCAAGUGUCUUCAAUCAAGCUGGAGUAUCCAGAUGCUCCACAUGAUGGCUCAGAGGAGGCUCAAGAUGUUGGUGAAUCACGAUCCACCCCCGAUGCUCCGGUGGUUACCUCAGGGCAGGAAUUGGAAGCUACUCAGGAGGAAGAAGAGAAAGAAGAGAUGGAAGGGAUGGAAGGAAGCAAAGGAGAAGGUGAGGAAGAAGAAGAAGAAGAGAAUGAGGAGAUGAGCGAACAAGUUGGAGAUCUCUCCACGUCAGAAGCAUGUCAUCCUGUGAACCUGGUCUCCCGAAAUCCCUCAAUUGCAUCUGCUGGGUCCAUGGAAUGAUUGGAGCGUUCUCUUUUGCUUUUAAGGAAGGGGGUUUUUGUUGAGAUACGUCUCACUCUUCGAAGUUGCAUUAUUUUUGGCAUCCAUAUCCAUAUCUUGUAAAGAAUCAAAAGUGCCACUUUGUGGCCUCCAUUCCGUGUGGAUUUGAAGAACCGUUGUGAUAAUGUUGAUUCCACUUACUACUUAUCCAUUCCACACCCUCCGGUCUUUGUCCUCACUCGGUUUGUUAUUAGGUUGAUGGCUUUCCAUCUUUUCCCCACAUUAUUUCCCCUUCCUACAAAGAAUUGCAUUUGCGACGUUCCUUUCCUCCUUCUUUGGAGGACUUAUGUGUGUAAGUUGUUCAUUUCUCCUUGUCAUUUAUUCUACUCUCAUUUGUAGAGUUUACAUUUUGCUUAUUCCUUCAUUUAUAUGCAGGUGCAGUACCUAAUCCUGGAUGAUAUUUCCUAUGAUUCCUGCUGCCUGAGCUCAGUCUCUUCACUAUUCCAUGUUCAAAGUUUCUACCUAAUUUUUUUUUUCUGAAAUAAUUUGUUGCACCUAUUUGUUCAGAGAGACACCAUCAUUAGCCUGACCAUGGCUAUAUCAGACUUUAACUCUGGCAGCAGGAGGAAGGUCAUCUGACUUAAACUGGGAUAUUAACAUCUCUGUAUGAGUGUUGAUAAUGCUUGGUGUUGCCUGUGCUUUCCAGGAAUCCUGUACCUAUUUUUAUACUCAGCGUGAAUGCACAGUCGAGUUUAUGAAAUCGUGUGAAUGAGAUUUUUAGGGUUACUUCCUCUCCUCAGGUCACACAUAGCGAUCGAUUGCUACUCCGGGUCCUGGCUGUACCUCCGCACUGCCGAUGCGAACUUUUACUAUUUUGUAGAUUUAUUGAGACCUAGAGAAUCCAUUGUAGGUCGGCUUCAAUCAGGAGAUGCUCCGCUUUGCUACCUCAGUACUUUGUGCAUAAUAGCUCUGGGUAAUAAUCAUCAUUCUACCUGAUAUGCUCAGCCUUGUAUCCAGGUCAGCUCGAGGAACUUGUGACGGCUCAAGAUAGAAGUGAAUUUUUUUUUUUUAGUGUGCCUCAUGCCAGAGGUAGUGGCAAUUUGAGUACCGGUAGUCGAAAUGCGACUCAUGGUGUGUUCCAAGUGCAAUAUUCUCUCUGAUUCUAUAUCAUCAACUUCAUCGACUCUUGUUCUUUGUCCCACUUGCUUAUUUCCUCCUUUUCCUCUUCCUUGUAUGUAAAUUAUUUACAAGUUUUUAUGAUUUAGCAAUCCAAUCAAAGUUAUUUUUCAUGUAUAUACAGAUAGAGAGAGAGCUAACGAUGGGAUGAGAAAGGAAUAGGAUAGCGAUCUGUGUUUCUGGACUUGUGCAUUCCACACCAUCACACACAUGUGGUGUAAUGUUGAUCGUUUGAGAGUUUUUGAAUGUUUAUCCUGGAGAUUUAUGCUAGAGUUUUUGUUGUAGGACAUUUUUAUCAAUUUACAUCCUAUCCCUCUGACUUACCCUUCCUUUGUACAAAGCUCUCCCUUUUUUUUUUUUAAUCUACUUGCCGUCCAUUCAGGCCCGCUUGCUGCAGUGUCCAGGCAAUUUGUGGGAAGUCAGACCGAACAAAGUCUCGUUCUGCAGUCGAACAUUUGUCUUUCGCCUGCCUGGAUGGACCGGAUUCGUUCCACCCUCUGUCUUUUUGAAUGAAGUCUUCCUGGAAGAGAGUCUGUCAUGAUUGAUUAUCGGGUGAGAAGUCUACCUCGCAGUCACAGGAGCACUCUCACUUCCACAUGCUCAGAUUACCUCCAGAUCUAGGGUGCUACUCUGCUGGAACCAGAUGUGCUGGUUCACAUGCUCCACCAAUUACCUUUAUCACCUCCUUGGUAUUUUGAAUUUUUUUCUUUCUUGUACAGGGAUAUCAAUUGCAUAAACUGAACAAAGGGAAUGAUUUAUUAUUUUCCAGAUUAUUGCUCAUUUCUUUCUAUUAAUAAUUUCGCAUUCCUAUGCAAAAUGUGGUAUAUUGAGAGUCUAAAGUUGCCUCAGAAAUGCUCAUUCAUGUUAUUCAACACUUCCUUUGCAUGGAACUGUUAAUGAGUGCUCAUCUGUGAGUCUGCAAGUGUCCCGUGAUCCCUGUUCAGUGUACCUCAGAAAGCAAUCAUUCCUUUGUUUCCAUGUCUCCAAACCUCUGGAUCAGUUUAGAUCCGACAGAGAUGAGUGUAUCUUCACCUCCAUAUUAGAAGUUCUCGUUUUGGAAAGAAAUAAAGUCUGGCUAUUUUAACGACA
Messenger RNA from Darwinula stevensoni, 8712 nucleotides. The record is from the annotation of a GenBank genome assembly. NCBI's taxonomy places the organism in Eukaryota, Metazoa, Arthropoda, Ostracoda, Podocopida, Darwinulidae.